Molecule: messenger RNA, 1346 nt
Organism: Ylistrum balloti
Lineage: Eukaryota; Metazoa; Mollusca; Bivalvia; Pectinida; Pectinidae
Product: quinone oxidoreductase-like protein 1
Exons: 11
Coding region: 137-1204 (355 amino acids)
Molecular function (GO): oxidoreductase activity
Source: RefSeq, a predicted model, not a curated record
UAAGGAUUAUUUAUUUCAACAUUGAUAUUUUAUAACAAAUAUUCAAAAUAGCGAAUCACAAUUCACAAUAGGCCUAGAAAGAAAACUAGCUGACAACUAUUUUUAACUAGCCGGUAGCAAGUUACUUUUACCAAGAAUGAGAUCUGUGGUGCAGGAUGCAUUGAGUCCAACUGACGGAAUUCCGAAAUUUACCCUGGAAACCGAUAUAGAGGUACCUUCGCCAGAGAAAUUUGACAUUGUUGUACAAGUAAAAGCAUGUGCUUUAGCAAAACAUAACACAAAGAUACUGACAGAAGUACAUAAGAAAAGCCAGAGAGACAGAUACAGUGUUGGACAUGAUGUGGCUGGCACUGUCGUCAAAGUUGGUCAGUCUGUGACCAGUGUAGCUCUCGGAGACAAUGUUGUAGGUAUUGUGCCACUAAAUGCCAGAUACUCAGGAUGUGGAGAAUUUUGUUUAUUGUCUGAGUAUGAUGUAGUCAGAAAGCCAGACAGAUUGAGCUUCACUGAGGCUGCAGCAGGGAUCGGGGACUGUGUGAGGGCAUACACAGCCUUACAUUAUCAGGCACGUGUUUGUGGAGGGGACACAGUACUGGUGAUUGAUGGGGCAACACCUUUUGGAUGUGCAGCUCUCCACCUUGCCAGUCAUUGGGGUGCCAAGGUCAUCACAACCUCCAGCAGUCAGGAUGAGAGGAACUUUAUUGAUGGUCUACAAAUAUCAAUAGCUCAGGUGAUAGACAUCAGUAAAAGGAGCAACAUUUUAGCCAGCAGUGUGAUGGAGGAGACUGGGGGUGUGGGAGUGGAUGUUGUCAUUGACAACGGAGCGUGUAUGUUUACUAGUGAGGAAGACAUCAAUAUCAUGGAAGAGAAAAGAAAAUAUUCUGUACCACACAAGCAUGAGCUAAUCUCCUGUCUCGGGGCCUGUGGAAAAUGGAUUACAUCUCAACAUAAUCUUCAGCUGGACCCACCAGAUAGCCAACAGUUGUUUCUGCGAGGGGCCAGUGUUAGCUUUUUGUUUGACAAAGUAUGGAAUUUGUCCUGUUCUCAACAUGGACGAUAUCAACAUAUAUUACAUGAUGCUGUAGACAAAUUAGAGAAAGGAGUCAUUAAGUGUAAGAUAGCUAAGGAAUUCACACUGGACCUAGCAGUUGAUGCAAUGGUGCAUCUCGAUCAAUUACGAAUAGGACGGGCAGUCGUAAACAUGUGAAAUGUCACCAGCGAUGCUCAACGCUUGCACCCAUAAUUGAACUUGUAGAGUUAAGGACAAAGCAGGAUUAGUGGCUAUGUUUAGGAAAUUGACUUUGAUAUUUAUGUGCCAUGUUUUAAUUUGAAUUAAAGCAUAAUCUCUA